Molecule: messenger RNA, 1331 nt
Organism: Setaria italica (foxtail millet)
Lineage: Eukaryota; Viridiplantae; Streptophyta; Magnoliopsida; Poales; Poaceae
Product: period circadian protein-like
Exons: 1
Coding region: 527-922 (131 amino acids)
Source: RefSeq, a predicted model, not a curated record
GUUCAUCUGGAAAACCCUUAACUCCCUCACCAUCCGAUUUCUCAAUCCAAUUAAUACAUUAAAUCCCCAACCACAGGAAAGAGAAUGAGAGAGAGAGAGCGGGGGAGAGCGCUUAGUUAGCCGGCAUCAGAAUUCAGGAGCGAGCUGGGUGCGGGCAGCUGCAGGGAGGGAAGCAACAGGGAUUUAAAUGCUGCUGUUCGUGGCAAUAAAGAAAACCAUCACCUCCUCCACCUCAAGCGCAUCGCCGGCACACCCUCCCUCCUGGAUCGAGUCCUCUCCUCAUUAUAUAACGCAAACGGGAGUUGCACCACCGCACCACAAAUACCCAGGCACGCCAUCGAGCUGGCCUGGUUCCACUCCAGCACCACCAGCAACUGACCAGGAGCUAGCACAUGCGCGCGAGAGUGCCCGCGGUCGCCUUCGCCUAGCUCCAGCAGCUCGAUCCACAAGCACUCUCCACGCGAGCUGAGCGAGCGAGUUUCGUGUGCGGCCGGCGGUGAUCAGGAGUUGGUGGUUUGGUUGGAAGAUGAGCAGGAACAACGGCAAGGUCGGGUCGAAGCUGCAGGAGCUGCGGCUGAGCCUGUCUCGGUCGCGCGGGGGCGCGGGGGGGCCGUCGGGGGCGACCGGGCAGGGCGGCGUCGGCGGCGGCGGGGGCUCGCCGAGGCGGCUGUCGUCGUCGUCGUCCUCGACCGCGUCCCCGCCGAGCUCGUGCGUGUCGUCGGAGGGGAGCCCCGAGGCGGGGGGCGCCGGCGCGCCGAUGAUCCUGGCGGGGUGCCCCCGGUGCAUGAUGUACGUGAUGCUGUCGCGGGAGGACCCCCGGUGCCCCAAGUGCCACAGCACCGUCCUCCUCGACUUCAACGGCGACGCCCCCGCCGCCGACCCGCGCAACGCCGGCGCCAAGAGCAAGGGCAGGCGCGGCUGACGGCUCCGGGCGUUGGAGCCAUGCGCAUGGUCGCCGUGGCUCGCUAUCAUCAUCAGUCCUAAGUUACGUACGUGCGUGUUGGUUGUGUCCGUGUGUGUCCGAGUUGAUCAGAAAGGAAUUAUUUCGUAGACCCGUUCUUCCAUGGACCAGGUGGUAGGGGAAGUAAGCUCUGAGCUGUGCGUGUCGGGCAUUGGGGUGCCAAUGGAACGGGUCUAGGUAAUAAUUUCGGGUCCCUCUCUACCCUUGUGUGUUGGUGACUUGGUAUGUGAUGGUCUCUGCAGGUGCAGAAGAGACGUGCGUGUCAUGUGUGUGUCGUGGUGAAAGUGAUGUGGUGUUCUGUACGGGGCAGUACUGGUAAGGAUUAAGAUUUUGUCUCGGAGAUUUUAUGGGAGCGUAAUGCUCUCGUCCA